AUGUUCCUAGAAAUUGAAGAAACUGUGUGCUUCAUUACUUCGUUCUUAUAUGGCAAGAUACCAAAAAGUAGAACUGAUUUGUUUGCCGACACGUUGGCAAAUGGUCUCGUCGAUCGAAUAUACACUGGAUCUAGACCACUCAAAUCGUAUUGCCUCAUAGUGGACGUUGUGGAAAAACUCAUCGACGAGGCAGCCUCUUGUGCUUUUAUUUCGAAUUCUGAGCUUGGUGAACUGCUGCCAGCUAAUUUAUUGAUUGAAAUCUAUGACGGUAGUGUGCAUGCAGUGAACACCGACACCGGACAUGUGAAGUGCGUCUACCCAGAACGGUGUUGCUUCACCGAUCUUCUCCAAGUCCAUAUGGAACGCUUUUAUUCCUCGUCAUGGUUUGAUGUCGGAACGUUAGCAGCAAAGAUUUUCAAACCCAAUCUUGAUUCACAUCUCUUCAAUCGUAAUCGUCCGAUUCGGGUGGUGCAGCGCUGCGAAAAAAUCUACCCUGCACACAAUUUUGCGGCCACUCGCUUCGGAUCGACCAAGUUUAAGUCGUACAAACCAAUAGAAGGUGUUUACGAUGGCAAUCGUUGUCAUCCGUUCACAACACCGUCGACCAUUGCGUAUUUGAGAUUGUUUGAGUUUUUGGACACAAUUGCCCUUGCAGCGACUAUGAUAGAAAAGAACGACGAAGACACCAGCACUCAAAAGGCGAUUGAAGGUUUUUUGAAAGGUGAAAAGGGACGACUUAUGGUGUAUGCCGAAGAAGAAAGUACAAGUAAUGAGAUCGCAGACGAUCACGAUAACACACAUAGCGACAGAGAAAUGCGAAGAUGUAUGGGAAAAUCUUCCGAAAUGUUCCUUCAUUCGAAGAUUGUAGGAGUGGAAACAGUUAAAAUGAACGUCUGA
Messenger RNA from Angiostrongylus costaricensis, 897 nucleotides. The record is from the annotation of a GenBank genome assembly. NCBI's taxonomy places the organism in Eukaryota, Metazoa, Nematoda, Chromadorea, Rhabditida, Metastrongylidae.